This is a messenger RNA of Leptonychotes weddellii (Weddell seal), 3363 nucleotides long. RefSeq names its product OFD1 centriole and centriolar satellite protein (gene OFD1). Lineage: Eukaryota; Metazoa; Chordata; Mammalia; Carnivora; Phocidae. Gene Ontology annotation, molecular function: protein binding. Gene Ontology annotation, cellular component: centrosome; ciliary basal body. Gene Ontology annotation, biological process: epithelial cilium movement involved in determination of left/right asymmetry. The record is from RefSeq and is a predicted model, not a curated record.
GCCCUCCAGCCGCGUGGGAAACUCGCGUGUGGACCACAACCCCGCCUACCCAUCAGAACCGCUGAGAAAGGAAGUGCGAGUCUGCUAGAGUUCCUGGUUGAGAGUGAGAGGCCAAGUGUUCGGCUCUCUUGUUCUUCCCGACUGGCCCCCAGGCAGAGACUGGGCUCUGCAGGCCGGGAUUCCCCCCUCGUCCUGAGCCUGUAGCUCGGGCUGGGUGUUAACUCGGGCCAAGGCAGGACCGGCUGGGGGAAGUCGGGGGCAGGGGAAGCUGACGGCUGAUGGCUCAGUCCUCUAUGCCUCCCAAAUCUGACGUGUUGAGUCAAGAUGAACUGCGAAAAAAGCUAUACCAGACGUUUAAGGAUCGGGGUAUACUGGACACGCUCAAGACACAGCUCCGGAAUCAGCUGAUUCACGAAUUGAUGCACCCUGUGUUGAGUGGAGAACUGCAGCCCCGGUCCAUUUCAGUGGAAGGGAGUGCCCUCUUAAUAGGCGCUUCUAACUCUCUAGUGGCAGAUUACUUACAAAGAUGUGGCUACGAGUAUUCACUCUCUGUUUUCUUUCCGGAAAGUGGUUUGGCCAAAGAAAAGGUAUUUACUAUGCAAGAUCUAUUACAACUCAUUAAAAUCAACCCUGAAUCCAGUCUCUACAAAUCACUGAUUUCAGGAUUUGAUAAAGAAAACAAAGGUUUUCUCAUGCAGUUUUUAAGAGAAUUGGCAGAAUAUCAUCAGUCCAAAGUGAGCCGUGAUAUGGAAACUCAGACAAGUUCAACAUUUCCUAGCAAAGACUCUCUUGCAGAAAAGCUUCAGCUAAUUGAUGAUCAGUUUGCGGAUGCUUACCCUCAGCGUCCCAAGUUAGAAUCUUUAGAAAUAAAGUUAAAUGAAUAUAAGAGAGAAAUAGAACAGCAGCUUCAGGCAGAAAUGUGUCAAAAGUUGAAAUAUUUUAAAGAUACCAAAAUAGAAAAAGUUAAAAUGGAAGAGAAAAGAAAGGCUGAGAGGGAGUUAGCUGAGUUCCGGAACGAAUUGGAGCGAGCUUGUCAAGCAAAAUCUGAAGCCCUCAUUUCUCGGGAAAAGAUGGCUCUUGAGAGAAUUCAAAAGCACCAAGAGAUGGAAACCAAAGAAAUUUAUGCUCAGAGGCAGCUUCUACUAAAAGAUAUAGAUUUGCUAAGAGGCAGAGAAGCCGACCUGAAGCAACGGAUCGAAGCUUUUGAAUUGACUCAGAGGCUGCAAGAGGAAAAAAAUAAAAGCAUAACUGACACACUUAGGAAGCGGGAACUGAAUAUAAAGAGCAUUGAGGAGAGCUAUGACCAGAAGCUCAAGAAUGAACUUCUCAAGUAUCAACUUGAACUAAAGGAUGACUAUAUCACCAGAACGAACAGGCUGAUUGAAGAUGAAAGGAAGAAUAAAGAAAAAGCUAUACGUUUGCAAGAGGAGCUCACAGCUAUUAAUUCAAAAAAGGAAGAAUUUACUCAUUCAGUAAAUCGUGUCAGAGAGCUUGAGCUUGAGUUAGAGUCUGUCAGAGCCCAGUCUUUGGCAAUAACAAAGCAAAACCAUCUGCUGGAUGAAAAGGUGAAAGAGAUGAGUGACUAUUCGCUACUGAAAGAAGAGAAACUGGAGCUCCAGGCACAAAAUAAAUUACUUAAACAACAACUGGAAGAGACUAGAAAUGAAAACUUGCGUCUCCUAAACCAUACAGCUCAGCCAUCUCCUGAGCUGGUGGUUUUUCAGAAAGAACUAAAGAAAGCCGAACAGGCCAUUGCAUUUGAGCAUGAGUUCGAAAGCCACAAGCAGGCUCUGCAAAAACAGCUGCAAAGUGAAAUUGAACAUUCUGCACAGCUGAAGGCCCAGAUCCUUGAUUACAGUAACUCCGUAAAGAGGUUAACUCUACAGGUUGCCGAUUUGAAAUUGCAACUGAAACAAACCCAGACAGCGCUCGAGGAUGAAGUGCACCGCAACGUGAAGCAGUCUCUGAUCGAUCGUUCCAUCAGUGGCCUACUGAGUGGCAAGAUGGUGGUGCCUCGUAAUGGGGAUAUAAGCGGGGAUUUCUUGAAAAAUCCUCUCGACCAGGAAAGGCUGAUGGCGGUUAUACCAAGGAUCAUAAAUUAUCCAAAUGCGAGCACGGAGAGUAGUUCCCCUGAUUCUGACCUUGAGUUUGUAGCCAAUACCAAGGCAAGGGUGAAAGAGCUAGAGCAAGAGGCCGAACGUUUGGAGAAAGCUUUCCGAAAUUACCAUCGAAGACUUAGUCAGCUCCCCGCUAAAAGCCCUUUAGCAGCCAACAGCCCGCCACCCCUGCACUUGCUAGGGACACUCAAAAGCAUCACUUCGAGUUCACCCCAAAGACGCACUUGUGCCAAGGACAGAGUUGUCUCUGAGCAGCCUCUGGUGGGCACCCCUGAAGAGGACAAGAGCAGCGCCUCGCAGCCACGCAGGAGCACCACCUCCAGACGCCUCUCUUCCACUCCCGUUCCCAAAGCAAAAAGGAGCCUCGACGGUGAAAUGUAUCUGGAAGGUCUGGACCAAUCCCACGCUGCUGGCCCCAGUCCUUGUCCCGACAGAACACCCCGGCCUUCACCUGCUGAGUCCAGGCACAGCCCUUCCCUCCACCCGCUGCCCAGCUCUCCAGAGCAGGCCAGUCUUUAUCAAAGACAAAUGGAACUUCAGGAAAAAAGUGAAUUUUCAAAUCCGGGCAAGCUACCUUUUAAGGACAAUGAGGAAUUUGAAUCAUCUUUUGAAUUUGCAGGGAGCGCAGCGAGGCCGUUUGAAGCGGACGGCCUCCAUUCUGCCGGCGACAUGCCUCAUGUGGAUGCUGCUGCGGCUGCCAGACCUAUGUCCUGUCACUACCCGAGCAUAGAUCAGAAACAAAUGGGAGAACAGAAGGAAGAAGAAAAAAUAUGGGAAGAGCACAUGAAAGACCGCAGGCAGAGAGAAGAAAGAAGGCAGAAUGAGCGGCAAGAGGCUUUAGAAAGGGAACGAAGAGAACUAGAAAAAUUGGAUCAAGAGCGGAGGAUGAUUGAAGAAUCAUUGAAGAUUGAAAUGGAAAAAGAAUUAGAAAUGAGUGUUGAAGAAACGAAAGGCAAAUCUGUUUGUGGUGAAAAUCCUUUAGAGAAAUACAUGAAAAUUAUUCAGCGGGAUCAAGACCAGGAGACAGCAGAUAAGAGUUCAAAGGUUGGCAGAGAAGCCUCAGAAGUGGACACAGUGCCAUCGAGUGACAAAGACGAAAGUUUCACGGGCUUUUCUCAUGAAGAAACAGAUGACUUUUGGUAACCAUGUUUGCUGUCCAGCAUCUUACCCAUAUAAUGUAACUAAAGGCCUAUGAAUUCUCUGUGACAAGACAAAAUUCUCAAUAAAAAUUCUAUGUGUAAUCCCA